Molecule: messenger RNA, 867 nt
Organism: Hordeum vulgare subsp. vulgare (domesticated barley)
Lineage: Eukaryota; Viridiplantae; Streptophyta; Magnoliopsida; Poales; Poaceae
Product: putative ripening-related protein 4
Exons: 1
Coding region: 38-643 (201 amino acids)
Source: RefSeq, a predicted model, not a curated record
UAACAAUUGCAGCUGAUCUGCAAGCAGCCUGACAGACAUGGCUAACAUGAAGAAGCUACUAGCCGUGCUGGCUCUCGUGCAGCUCCUGUCACGCCUCCACGUCCAUGGCGUGUCCGCGUCCGUGGACAUGCUGACGGACACAAGCGGCGGCGGCGGCGGCGGCAGCUGCCACAUCAGCGGCUUCCUGCCGGGGCAAUCCGGCGACUGCAACCCGGCGCACGGCUCGGUCUGCUGCGUCGACGGCCGCCGGUACCCGCAGUACAAGUGCUCGCCCCCGGUGUCGGCGGAGACGCCGGCGAUUCUGACUAUAAACAGCUUCGCGAAAGGUGGAGACGGCGGCGGCAAAUCGUUCUGCGACAACCGCUACCACCCGGACAGCGAGCUGGUGGUGGCGCUGUCCACGGGGUGGCUGCGCCUGGACGGCACGCAGAGGUGCAACAAGAUGAUCCGCAUCAACGGGAACGGGCGGUCCGUGACGGCCAAGGUGGUGGACGAGUGCGACUCGGUGUACGGCUGCGACAAGGAGCACAACUUCGAGCCGCCGUGCCCGAACAACGACGUGGACGCGUCGCCGGCCGUGUGGAAGGCGCUGGGCCUCAACGGCAACAUUGGUGAGUUCAAGGUCACUUGGUCUGAUGUGUGAGCACACACACAUAUAUAUAUAUGUACGGGACAGUGUGCUUCUCGCUUGUUAUAUGCAGCUAUCGUAUCGUAUGGGUGCGUGCAAUGCUACUCUUCAUGGCGUGGAGUUGCUGUUAUUUAAAUAAGUCGCCGCUCGCUCAAAUGUAUUUGCUGUUUUCCCAAGUUUAUGUAUUUACCCUAUUUUGGUGUUAUGUAAGUUACAUAUUUCUCUUAAACGUGUGACGG